Messenger RNA from Branchiostoma belcheri (Belcher's lancelet), 1798 nucleotides. RefSeq lists its product as uncharacterized. The record is from RefSeq and is a predicted model, not a curated record. The transcript has 11 exons. Bases 195 to 1478 code for a protein of 427 amino acids. NCBI's taxonomy places the organism in Eukaryota, Metazoa, Chordata, Leptocardii, Amphioxiformes, Branchiostomatidae.
UCCAAUAUUGCUAGGAGUCCCCAAUAGACCGUCAUUACAUUCAACGAAAUUAAGCUGUCCACCCCUCCAUCCAGUUUGGUAUCUACCAGACGGCUUCCUGAUUGGGAACGAGAGCGCCCGUUUACGCAUUUUGAUUGGUCCAAGGUUGCAGCCCUGAGGACGAGAAGAGCGGGUUGAUUCAAACGAACGACAAGAUGGCGGCGGCAAACGUUUUGGUGGAUUCCAGAAGGGUACUCGAGGAAGUGACACAACAGAACCUGAAGUUAGUUGAGGCUAAGGAACUGCUCCAGGAGUCUGACUACAACGCCAGGUCUGUCCUGAACCACACCAAGGGCCAGUGUUCAGACCUGAAGAUGACAUGGCUGGAGCUCCAGACCAGAGUGAAGAUCAUGGAGUACCUGGAGAAGGGCAGGGACAGCUGGCCUGAGUACGGGGCUGUGGAUGUAGACGUGAAGGAAGCUAAGAAGAAGGCAUCAGGACUGAAGAAAGAAGCAGCACAGCAGGAGAAACAGUUGUCAGACCUAGCUCAACAGGCCAACACAAAAUACGAUGAACAUGUAGAGAAGGUGGCCAAAUUACAGGAGAGAAUCACCAAGGUAGAGAAGACGCAAACCAAGCUCCAAGACCUUCUACAGAAGCACCAGGCUGUGGGACAACUCUUGAACCUUCCUCAGAUCGACCAAACCUUUGACAUGGCGGCAGUACUGGAACAGCAGAGUGAUGGGGUGAGGAAGGCUGAGGCAGCGCUGCUGUCCUGUGGCGCUGUCCUGGUGGGGUUACAGCAGGAGCUGACACAGGCUGUCCAGGAGAGGGACAGCUUUCUCUCCCAGAAGGAGACAGCAGAGAAAACCCUGGAGGAGUUAGUGAACAGGAGAGAGCAGGGCACAGAGAGGGUCAGGGAACACACUGCAUGGUGCAAACAAGCUUACAGAGUACUGAGCCAGUUGAGUGGUGUGGAGGAACAUUCUGUGGUGGGGAAGAGUCUGACUGUGAAACUCCUGCCUCCACCAGACUCUACCUGCAACGUGGUUCCACUUCUCACCCUGCACUUCAGGGAACAGUUGACAGGGGGCUUCACUUUAGAAGGAGCCGUGGUUGACCCUCCCAGUCUGGAGAUUGAAGAUCUGAUCGAUGUUGCCACGGAAACCAACGACGCCCUGUUCCUUGUGAACCGCGUGCGGGAACGUUUCUUCACCCAGAUGCCUCUCCUGCAGGAGAUAGAGGGCUUACGCCACAGGUAUGCCAUGGACUACCAGGCGACUAAGAACCAAGUGCGGGUGAUGCUGGGUGAGGGGGGAAGAGUCACGUGUACCUUGGACAUCGGGAGAGACUACCCCUGUACUGAGGGGGUCCGGCUGGUGGACUGUACAGGCUUACCCGAGGGGAAAACUCUGCACGAUCUACAGCCUUUGACUGGCCAGCUCACCAGCCUGGACCAGUGGAUGGACCAUCUCACCAGCGUCUGUUCUCAGUGGUGACGGACAGGAAGGCAAGAAAUCUCUCACUGCCAUCUUCCUCGUGUACAUAUAAAAUGCCUACUAGUAAGGCCUAGGAAAAAAAUGUUGUGUUUCCCGACCGACCCUAGAAAAAAUUGCCGACCCUACCCUUUUCUUGUGGAUCCCUGCAAGGAACGAAAAUUUUUCGAGCUGACCGACCUUUUCUAGCUCCAUGAUCUGACACCUGAGUGAUGAAACGUUGUAAAAUCAGUUUUCCAACAUUGACAUUGAAAAUAAAAGUGCAACUUUCACUUUGUAAAAGUGUAUUGUGUAACUGGAUCACUAGAGAUCACCAAAGUAAA